Messenger RNA from Anarrhichthys ocellatus (wolf-eel), 5592 nucleotides. RefSeq names its product protein kinase C-binding protein NELL1. Lineage: Eukaryota; Metazoa; Chordata; Actinopteri; Perciformes; Anarhichadidae. Bases 118 to 2544 code for a protein of 808 amino acids. Gene Ontology annotation, cellular component: cytoplasm. The transcript has 20 exons. The record is from RefSeq and is a predicted model, not a curated record. Gene Ontology annotation, biological process: regulation of osteoblast differentiation; positive regulation of ossification. Gene Ontology annotation, molecular function: protein kinase C binding; calcium ion binding; heparin binding.
ACAUGCAGGCGAGGUGAGAGCGGUGCGCACAGCGCCAGACGGACCAGAGCGGGUGAUAGUGUGGAUACGCAGCAGAGCGCACGGCUGAGGACUCUGUACAGCGCAACUCCAACACAAAUGGAUAUUUACGUGGCUUUGUUAUACCUCUUCUUUUUUACAAAACCAGCUCUGGCUUUCGGAUCCGAUCCAGACUACCAGAUUGAUAUCAUCAAUGAACUUGACCUGGCAAAUGCCACCUAUGGAAUUACCCAAGUGGCGGGGCUCCACAACAGCACCAAAGCCUUCCUGUUUCGAGAUGUUGGGAGAGCAGUUCACGCCCCGGCACACAUCACAGAGAAAGUGGUGCAGCUGUUCAGGAGGAAAAGUGAGUUUACUUUCUUGGCCUCCAUCCAGCAGAAGUCCUCCACGUCAGGAGUCAUAUUCUCCAUCCACGAGUCAGAACACAGUUACUUUGAGCUGGAGAGCAGCGGGGUGAGAGAGGAGAUCCGCUACCACUACCGCUUCAAAGGCAAACCGCGCUCCGAGUCCUUCCCCUACCGCCUCGCUGACGGUCAGUGGCACAAGAUUGCCCUCACCAUCAGCGCCACCCACCUACUGCUGCACGUCGACUGUAACAGGAUUUAUGAGCGGGUUAUAGACCCUCCUCAGAUGGAGCUCACCCCGGGCAGCGGAGUGUGGCUCGGCCAGCACAGCCACAAGCACGGCCUGUUCAAGGGCGUCAUCCAGGAUGUGAAGCUGAUUUUCGCUCCCAACGGCUACAUUACACAGUGUCCUAACCUUAACCGCACCUGUCCGACCUGCAGCGAUUUCCUGAGCCUGGUGCAAGGCAUCAUGGACCUUCAGGAGCUGCUGGCCAAGAUGACCCUGAAGUUGAACUACGCGGAGUCUCGGCUGACCCAGUUGGAGGGCUGUCACUGCGAGAGGACCUGCAGCACCAACAGCGCGGUCUACCGGGAUAAGGAGCUGUGGGUGGAGCCAGAGAACUGCAGGAACUGUGCAUGUAAGAAUGGUGUGGUGGAGUGUCGCAGGAUAUUCUGUCCUCCAGCAAACUGCUCAGAGGACUCGCUGCCUGUACACGUUGAUGGGACUUGCUGCAAGAAAUGCCGACCGAAAUGCACCUACAGGGGCCAGACCUUUUCUGAAGGCCAGCGCUUUUUAUCCAGGAGCUGCAGGGAAUGCAAGAAUGGCCUGAUGGUGAAAGUCACAGAAACUUGUCCAGAGCUCAACUGCACCAUCGCUGAACAGAUCCUACCAGAUGGCAGGUGCUGCAACGUUUGCAGAGGUUAUGACUUCUGCGCAGAGGGACUCAUUUGUGGCGAAAACUCUGAGUGUAAAAACCGGAAUACUAAAGCGGAGUGUGAAUGCAAGGGCGGCUAUGCCUCCAUCCAUGGGGACUCUACUUACUGUGAAGAUAUUGAUGAGUGUGCGACCCAGAUGCAUUACUGCCAGUCCAACACGGUGUGUGUCAACCUGCCCGGCAGCCAUCGCUGUGACUGUCUGCCUGGCUUCAUCAGAGUGGAUGAAUACUCCUGCACCGAGCAUGACGAGUGCGCCACCGGCCAAAAUUUGUGUGAUGAGAACGCCAUCUGCACCAACACCAUCAGAGGACACCUGUGUACCUGCAAGCCGGGCUACGUGGGCAACGGCACCAUCUGCAGGGCUUUCUGUGAGGAGGGAUGCCGGAGCGGCGGGACCUGUGUGUCUCCCAACACAUGUGUCUGUCCCUCAGGAUUUACAGGACGCCGCUGUGAGACAGAUAUUGACGAGUGUGCAGAGGGCCUGAUUGAGUGCCACAACCACUCCCGCUGUGUCAACCUGCCCGGCUGGUACCACUGUGAAUGCAGGAGUGGUUUCCAUGACAAUGGCUCCUACGUGCUCGAUGGCAGCUCCUGCAUCGACAUUGAUGAGUGCGGUUUGCAGACACACACCUGCUGGAAUGACAGCGUGUGUGUGAACCUACCGGGGGGCUACGACUGUGUGUGCACAUCUGGUCCGGGCUGCAGCGGCGACUGCCCACAGGAAGAGCAAAUCAGACGCAACGGAGAGGACUGGAAACCCGGCUUUGACCGCUGUGCUCUAUGCUCCUGCAAGGACGGGCAGACGUACUGCAGGAGGAGACCCUGUGACUGCGGAGACCCGGACGAGGAUCUGUUUUGCUGUCCCGGCUGUGACAACAGGCCCAGCAGCCAGUGUCUGGACCAGAGCGGACGCACACUCUACCGCAGCGGGGCAUCCUGGCUGUACGGCUGCCAGCAGUGCCGCUGCAUGGAGGGGGAGGUGGACUGCUGGCCUCUGGUUUGCCCCGCGUUGAUGUGCGAGUACACGACGGUGGCGGAGGCCGAGUGUUGCCCGCGCUGCGUCACAGACCCCUGCCUGGCCGACAAUCUGUUGUAUGACAUACGGCAGACGUGCCAGGACCCCGCGGGCGCCGUCCGCCUCAGCGGAGACACGUGGCAUAUGCUCAACUCACCCUGUACCACCUGCAAGUGUAAGAACGGGAAUAUUUGCUGCUCGGUGGAUCUCGACUGCCUUCAGAACAACUAAAAACAACUCCCCUCCUCUCACUGCGGGACUGCCACGCCCCCUCCUCCCUCUGACGACUCUCCCCCGGAUUCAUAAAACAGACUCACGCACACACAUGUGCAUGCCAGUGUGUGCACAGAAAAUACGAACAUGCACUGGACGGACUGGGGUGUUGAGGCUGUGCUUUCAUGCCGUAACUCGACAAACCGUUAGAGCGUGAGCGAGUGUAUGUGUGUGUGGCUCAGGCGGAGACUGAGGCCGUAGUCGCUCUAUCCACAGUCACUUAGUUGUGUUUGUGUCUUUGUGUUGUUCCCAUUUCACUAACUGUCUUGAGGAAAACUGUUUAACAUUACGUCCCGAGCCCAAAAACAGAGACACGCAGCUGAAUUACUAGCUGGACAGAUGUUGAGGUGCUCCAGCUGUUUAUGUUGCAACAUGUCACUAUUGCUUGGUCACCUAGCAAAUCAUCAUCUAAACAUUCAAUAUUGUGGUAACCAAAAGUACUGCACCCUCAUUUUAUAUGAUGUCCUGUUAAGCAGGAGAUAGUUUGAUGUAGAAAUAACAACUUUGAAAAGUAAAAAAAAUGCUGUUAAGUCUAAUAGUGUAGGUCAGUUUCCAACUCAACACAACUUCUCUCAUGGGAGCAUAGACUGUAUAUAAUGUCCAUGUAUCUAGAUACGUCCGAUAUGUCAUAAACCCUGUUCAAUCUUAAAUUUAAUCUUAAAAAUGUCAUUGCAGCCCUCAGUAUCUAUAGCAAUUAGUACUACAGUGAUAUAGCAAUUAUAGACUUGAAAAAGUACAGGUUCUGAUGAUGCGUUUCGGCCUGUGGCUUUUACCAGCGUCAGGGCCACAUUCUGAAAUGAGUUGCUCUCAUAAUUAAGUUUUUCUCAAUUCUACAAGUGUUACUGGAGCUUAGCUUUUUGACAAGCAGCGCCUGAACGCACCAUAAGUUUUGAUCUCGGUGAGGCUAGACCUUGCCAUUUGAAAAAAUGGCAUGGUGUAACUUUCUGAAGAGUAACUUUCUGAAGGAGACAAUCCGACAAAAACACCCACGUCAGGCAGUGAUUGAACAGGAUGGGCAAAAGAGAAAGCAUGCAGGGUUUCUUAGUCUUUUAAGAAACCCUUUUCUGAGGAUUCUUAGGGUUUGGUAGUCUGAAAGUGCGCGCUGUCAUCCCCAUUGUGGUCCGCCCAUCUCUCUGAUGCCUGUUGCGCGCGUAGACUGGCCGUGCAAUGCUCCAGUCUUCAGUUCUUUUAAAAUGACCUGCCUACGAUGAGUCACAUCCCUCAAGAGGAUCCAGGCUCUGAAUUCGGACAUAGCUGUAGUCUGUCGGUGCUGAGCCAUUAACCAACACUUCCCCCUCAGUCUCAAUGUCUCCUGUUUGAUGCGGUUGACUGCCAGAUAGCUAGUUAUAGCAAGACAUGAUAUCAAAAAGCAUGAUAAAGCAGUUUGAUGGUGCACAACAGAUUCCUGCAGGCCGGAACAAGCUGGCAGAGCUCGAGGUGGGUCCGACUUCUCUUUGCUGUCUCCCGGGGCUCCUCAGCUCUGAACCAUGUUGCGCACACAGAGAGUGGCACAGAGGCACAUAAAAUGAAGAGCGAGUGGGGGGGGGGGGGGCCUAAUUAAAGCCAUGUCACGAAGGCCUGGAUGUGAGUAUGCCAGGGGGUCACCAGGAGUCGAAUGUGUUUACAGACAGCCAGUCUUAAUAGGGCGGCAGAGUCUGGUGUUUCUCCUGCUGCAGGUCACACAUUCACAGCUCUGACACCACUGUGGUCCCUGUCCCUGUCCUCUCCUCCACACCGCUCUUCAUUAUCCUCAAGCUUGUCUCGAGAGCGCCAACGUUUCCCUCAAGUGUCGUUGUUAUCACCCUCACUGUCUGUUUUUAUUCCCACAGAAAACUUGGGGACACUGUCUCAAAAUGUUGUGAAAUGAGCACAGACUUUGAAAGGUGAACUGCGUGUUGUGCCAAUCUGACAUGCCAGGGGAAGCCUUUUGUCGGGUGAAAUAGUAUUUAGUCAACUUUUGUUAUACAGUUCUUUGUGAAAGCACUUAACAGUUUUUUUAGGCAAGUCAAAUCAUUUCAGAAGGAUAACUCGUUUCAAAGCUGGAACCAACGCUCAAGGUCUUCUCUACACCUACUUCCCUGGUUUCUCUGCACGCCGUCAGCAUAUUGCAGAUAUCACGACUCAAUUUCCCUUUUCAGAGAAAAACUGUUCCCACAGAUGAAGAUAAUCCUUCAGAGUGAAAAUGAAACAUUCAUUUGGUUUCAUCAAAGCUCCUUUUUUUUUAUGUGAAGUAAGUCAGCUGCUGGAGCUCUAAAAGACACUGGUAUCUCCCGUCAAAUAUUGGGAUGAUACCGGAAAGCCUAAUGCAGACUACACAACUUUGACUGGGAUUUUCCCAUUCCAAACAAAUAUUUAGGAUCUGAGACAAAAGCACCCUCAAGUGGCAAUGGAAUCCACGCCUAACUAACUGAUGAACAGAGAGAUAGUCCACAUAUAGCAGGCAGGAAGGGAGGUGGACAGGUUAAACAAACACAGGACUUUCACCCAGGAAAGUGCUGUUCAUGUCCCUGUGUGAAACUAAAAGUCAUCGUUGACAUUCUAUCACGUCAAUCACUAGUCAGUCAAGUUAACGUAAACGGCACUCUUUUCCUAAACCUAACUAAAUGUUUGUUUUGAAAAGACACUAUGCAUGUAAUGGGUUUAUAUCGUCACGCCAUCUCUGCCAUGUUCAAAACUGACGCUAGAGGGGUACGUAGUGAGUCAUAGCUGGAAUAUUACGAUCAUUCCUUCAAUCAUCCAAAUGGCGUAAUCUCAUUACUACACCUUAUCUGACACCAGCUGUGUCUUUGUUGUCUGAGGUAACCUUGAUCUCUGGAGUUAACAGUAAAUGUCUCCUCCAUCUCUCCCUCCCUCCCUGCUGACCUUCCACUAUUUAAUGUCAGACUAGUUUUGAGGAUAUUUUUUUAUACUUUGGCUCUCAAACACGGUGCUCAUUUCACAAACCUUUUUGGGAAAGGCGAUUCUGGUUGUUUAACCCCCCGGGGGUCGACGGUGGCGUGCAGCGAG